UCUUCCUGAGCUGAGCGCCGCGUCACGUCACGUGAUCCGUGUGCGGCCAAGGCGGGAAGAGUCUGUCAGCGAGCACAGUAUAGGGCGGCCAUAAUGUGACUCAGCCCUAACAGAUAUAUGAAGCCAUGAAGAGGAAAAGGAAGGCAACAAGUACCAGCUCCACUUCCAGGAAGACAUCAGAAAGCAGCGUCAAGUGUCCAGGACCAACCUCACCUGAGCCCAACGUGAAAGAUGAGGAACCUGUAAAGAAGAACAUUGUGAAGGAAGAUGAGUCUUCAGUGGAGAGAAACAUGGAGGAGAAGGAUGAAAACCAAACAGGACCCUGCCAGGGCCUCACUGACGUUCAGCGGAAUUCUACUUCUCUAGAAGUGUCCUCUUCAUUGCCGCUAAUUGAAGCAGUACUCCCAGAUGGCCAACAGGGGCAUCAUCAUGAUGUAAACGCUGGAGAUGAUAGGGUCUUGUUAGUGGCAUCCACUGUAGAUAUUGCAGAUCAAGUCAGUGAUGGGAUCCUAAGUAAUCCUAGUCCUAUGCUCACUAAACGCACCAGUGUAACAGAGACCACAGACAUCAGUGAGAGAUGUCCUCACGAGACAGUCAUGUCAGCCACCAGUGUAACAGAGACCACAGACAUCAGUGAGAGAUGCCCUCACCAGACAGUCAUGUCAGCCACCAGUGUAACGGAGACCACAGACAUCAGUGAGAGAUGUCCUCACGAGACAGUCAUGUCAGCCACCAGUGUAACGGAGACCACAGACAUCAGUGAGAGAUGUCCUCACGAGACAGUCAUGUCAGCCACCAGUGUAACAGAGACCACAGACAUCAGUGAGAGAUGUCCUCACCAGACAGUCAUGUCAGCCACCAGUGUAACAGAGACCACAGACAUCAGUGAGAGAUGUCCUCACGAGACAGUCAUGUCAGCCACCAGUGUAACAGAGACCACAGACAUCAGUGAGAGAUGUCCUCACGAGACAGUCAUGUCAGCCACCAGUGUAACGGAGACCACAGACAUCAGUGAGAGAUGUCCUCACGAGACAGUCAUGUCAGCCACCAGUGUAACAGAGACCACAGACAUCAGUGAGAGAUGUCCUCACCAGACAGUCAUGUCAGCCACGAGUGUAACAGAGACCACAGACAUCAGUGAGAGAUGCCCUCAUGAGACAGUCAUUUCAGCCACUAGUAUAAAAGAGACCACAGACGUAAGUAAGAGAUGUCCUUAUGAGACAGUCAUGUCAGCCACUAGUAUAAAAGAGACCACAGACAUCAGAGAGAGAUGCCCUCAUGAGACAGUCAUGCCAUCCACCAGCAUAAUGGAGACCACAGACGUCAGUGAGCAAGUGAAUGAAGUUCAUAUAAUGAGCGGAACCUUAGACUUCCCCCUCAUGGUCAUGGAGGGUAUAAAAGAUGAAAUAAAUCAAACUGGUUGUGAGUCAGGGGACGCCUCUGAAAUGCUGAUCAGUGACCCUUCUAUAGACAGAAAUGUCUCAGUCCACCCUGCAGACCCAAACUCUGAUUUACAGGCAUCCCAGAAACAUCAACCCCAAAACCCCAAUCUGCUAAAUCUGCCACCUGAAAUCACCGAGGUAAAACCCGAAAACUCAGACCUGCAAGAUUCACAGAAAAUAAAAGAGGCGUCCUCCUUAUCUGAUCCGGGGGUACAGGGUAGAGAUGGGGAACAUUGCCAACUUCUCCAUUCACAACCAGAAGAGAUCUGGACACCGAUGACGGACCAAACUCUCCUCUGCGGAAUGAACAUUAUCCAAUCACAACAAACUGAUGCUCUGGGUGAGGAUCCCUGUAAACUGACCAAUGGCCUGGACUUGCCGGACAGCCAGCUGCUCGGAGCCUGGGAGGAUAGCUUCACUACGUCAACGACCAUGGAGAACCACAUCAGUGACCACCUGACCCCACCCUGGCACAGACAGGAGAUAUCAGCGGUCAUCACAUUAUCCCCAAGUCUACCAGUGAUUACUGCACCAGCUCGGGAUACCGGGGGACCCCAGCAAAGAAGAAGAGAAGAUGCCACCUCUACUGUACAAGGUCUCAUCGUGGAGCUGUCAAAUAUCAAUCGUCUCAUUAUGGGCACCUAUCGGGAACUCAGACAGAAGAGAAUACGACACACCGUGGGAAGAGGGUCCGGUAGGAGGCGUCGUGACAUGUGACACCGGGGGAAGAGGGUCCGGGAGGAGGCGUUGUGACAUGUGACAUCGGAAUGAUGUUGUACCUUUUUAUUAUUGUAUCUUUUUGUUUACCGUCCUCUCCACUUUUGACAUACCGUAUAUCUGAGACUAGAGGCUCGUCAUCCCUCCUGCCUUUGUACAGGGAACCUUGAUACAAUCUGCAUUGUGGCUUUUUAUGUAAUCGUUUGUAUUGUUACAUUUUAUUUGGAACGGAAAUAGACAGCUCCCCAACUACCGCAGACGCACCUGUGCACGGGCUGGCGGUUGGCGCAACCCGCUGUAUACAGCAGUGCAAAGAUAGGAUUGUCCGGUACCAGAUGUCCAGCUUUAUUGUGGCAUA
This is a messenger RNA of Hyla sarda, 2517 nucleotides long. RefSeq names its product break repair meiotic recombinase recruitment factor 1 (gene BRME1). Lineage: Eukaryota; Metazoa; Chordata; Amphibia; Anura; Hylidae. The record is from RefSeq and is a predicted model, not a curated record. Bases 126 to 2159 code for a protein of 677 amino acids. Gene Ontology annotation, biological process: double-strand break repair involved in meiotic recombination. The transcript is spliced from 7 exons.